AUGGAGAUGAUUUCGAGCUCUUCCAAUAAGAGCUUCAACGGCAAAAUAUGGAGAAGAAAAGGUUACAGUUACAGCAGAUUAUCCACUGGAAAAACAACUAGGUUUGGGUCUGGAAGCAAAGAAAAGCGUUCAUGGCGGAUUAAAAUAACCCGAAAACUGCGUUUGAAACUCAGUUCGCCAUUGAAAUUGUGGCGCAAGUUGAAGAAUGCAUACAUCGACAUGAUGCUUAAGCUGGCACGAAACACAGGCUCUGGAAUUAAUCUUUUGGGUUCGAAAAGAAUCCCUAAAGCUCGACAGAUUCCAAAUGGGUAUUCAAGAACUGAAUUUGAGAACAGAUUGGUGCUUGAGAUUUACAAAAAUAUGGUGGCUUCUUAUGAAUUGGGUUAUAACAGAUAA
Messenger RNA from Olea europaea var. sylvestris, 396 nucleotides. RefSeq lists its product as uncharacterized. The transcript has a single exon. The record is from RefSeq and is a predicted model, not a curated record. Bases 1 to 396 code for a protein of 131 amino acids. Lineage: Eukaryota; Viridiplantae; Streptophyta; Magnoliopsida; Lamiales; Oleaceae.